This is a messenger RNA of Vigna angularis (adzuki bean), 1323 nucleotides long. RefSeq lists its product as uncharacterized. The record is from RefSeq and is a predicted model, not a curated record. The transcript is spliced from 3 exons. Lineage: Eukaryota; Viridiplantae; Streptophyta; Magnoliopsida; Fabales; Fabaceae. Bases 1 to 1323 code for a protein of 440 amino acids.
AUGUCUAGACGUCAUUCUCAGAGAAUUAGUGACUCUGAGGAACAAACUACUCUCAAUGACAUUGCAAAACAACUCAGAGAGCUAACUCAGUGGAGAAUUGAUACUGAUAGAAAAAUUGAACAUGCGCAACAAGAUAGAGAAAGACAAAUUACCAUCCUUCAAGAUGAGUUGACAAUCAUGAGAGAUGAGCAAAGUCGAGCUAAAGGAAGUAGGAGUUGGGAGUCCAACCAUGAGAGAGAAGGUUUCCGAGUAGGAGACUACUAUGAAGAACAUUCUUCUUCAAGAAGGCAUAGGCGAGAACCUCACGAACCCCCUCCUCCUAGGGAAGUCAACAUUAAUUUGCUUCAUUUUUAUGGAAAAGAUGAUGUAGAAGCCUUUCUAGAUUGGGAAAUGAAGGUGGAGCAACUUUUUUCUUGCCACCAAAUUAGUGGAGAAAGAAAAGUUCCUUUGGCUACCCUCAGCUUUCAAGGGUAUGCCAUGUAUUGGUGGACUGCCAUAGUUGAGGAGAGACGGCGCCACAAUAACCCUCCAAUACAAUAUUGGAAUGAUUUGAUAAAUGCCCUUAGGAGGAGACAUAUUCUCUCCUAUUACCAUAGAGAACUCAUGGAUAAGCUCCAAAGAUUACAACAAAAAUAUAUGUCUGUGGAACAAUAUAAACAAAAGAUGGAGCUAUACAUGUUAAGGGCAAAAAUUGAAGAAACAGAUGAACUCACAAUGGCCAGAUUUUUUAGUAGGCUCAAUUUUGAAAUUAGAGAUCGGGUUGAACUACUACCUUAUAUAAAUUUGGAUAGUCUUGUUCAAAUGUGUAUCAAGGUAGAACAACAAAUUUUGCAAAAAACUUCUACUAAAAGGGGUCAUAUCCCUGCUCAAUGUCCUACCAAAAGAACAAUCAUCUUAAGAGGUAGUGACAUCUAUAGCAGUGAAAGUGAAUCCCCCACCAGUGAGAGUGAGAAUGAGCAAACAGAAAAAGAGGAAGCAUUUGUUGAAGAGGGUCAACUUCUCAUGCACAGGCUGGUUGAAAAACUAAAUCUUGUUGUGAUACCCCAUCCAAAACCUUACAAACUUCAUUGGCUAAAUGAAGAUGGGGAUAUAACAGUUAAGAAUCAAGUUAAAUUGGAAAUUUCUAUUGGGAACUUCAAAGAUGAAGUUAUUUGUGAUAUAGUUCCCAUGGAAGCUUGCCAUGUGCUAUUGGGGAGACCAUGGCAAUUUGUUCAUAACACUACCCACCAUGGUCUCACCAAUAUCAUAACUAUGCACAAGGAUGACAAGAAAUUUGUGCUUCAUCCUUUGUCACCUACCCAGGUGGCCAAAGAUCAAGCAUAA